Callithrix jacchus (white-tufted-ear marmoset) is the source of this 2221-nucleotide messenger RNA. RefSeq names its product ring finger protein 32 (gene RNF32). The record is from RefSeq and is a predicted model, not a curated record. NCBI's taxonomy places the organism in Eukaryota, Metazoa, Chordata, Mammalia, Primates, Cebidae. Gene Ontology annotation, molecular function: protein binding; metal ion binding.
CCAAGCGGGACUGGCGAGCAAGCGCGAGGGGAGCGAGAGCAGAGGCGGGCGUCGCUAUGGCAACGGCGAGCGGCCGCGGAGUUGCCAGAGGGAGCUGGGGCGGACGUCCCUGGGUUCCCGUGUUCCCGGCAGAGUCGAGAAGAAUAGAAGGAAUGUGAUAUGAUGUGAUGAUAGAAUUUGUGAUAGCCAGGCAGCAACUUCUGAUGCGGCAUGUUAAAACAUAAGGGUCACUCAUCUAAGAAAGAUAACUUGGCAAUGAAUGCAGUUGCUUUGCAAGAUCACAUUUUACAUGAUCUUCACCUUCGAAAUCUUUCACUCGCAGAUCAUUCUAAGACACGAGUACAAAAGAAAGAGAGCACAUCUCUAAAAAGAGACGCAAAGGCAAGAGUAGAUACUGGACUUAAAAAAACUGCACAGUGCCCCAAACUAGAAGAUUCAGAAAAAGAAUAUGUUCUUGAUCCCAAACCGCCACCGCUGACUCUGGCACAGAAGUUGGGCCUCAUUGGGCCUCCACCACCUCCGCUGUCAUCAGAUGAGUGGGAGAAGGUGAAACAGCGGUCCCUCCUGCAAGGGGACUCCGUGCAGCCGUGCCCCAUCUGUAAAGAAGAUUUCGAGCUUCGUCCCCAGGUGCUGCUUUCAUGUUCCCAUGUGUUCCACAGAGCAUGUCUUCAGGCUUUUGAAAAGUUCACAAAUAAGAAAACCUGUCCUCUCUGUAGAAAGAACCAGUAUCAAACCCGAGUGAUACAUGACGGGGCCCGCCUGUUCAGAAUAAAGUGUGCAACCAGAAUCCAAGCCUGCUGGAGAGGACACGUCGUUAGAAAGUGGUACCAAAACCUGAGGAAAACAGUACCUCCCACAGAUGCCAAGUUAAGAAAAAAAUUCUUUGAAAAAAAGUUCCCAUUCCUUGUCCCCAUACAAAAUGGACAGUUCUACCCAUCAGCCUGUAGCUUCAGGCAAACAGCGGCAUCUCCAAGGCUGCCAUAGGAGAGCCAUCACUUCUUCCUGGCAGUGUUGGCCUGAGAAGAGCCAUGUCAUUUAUAACAGCCUAGCACACCAUGGGUGCUGGAAAUUCUGUGUUUCUUAUCAGUAUUAACUCAUUUCCUAGAGUAUGGAAGUGAGUUACUGUGUGUUUGGCCAGUUUGUUCUUCCAGAGAGCCAUGUCUCAUCUUCAGAGUUCGCUCAUCUCGGGUGUUGAUUCUCAGUUUGGUAAAGGACCACCGUGCAUGAUUGCUUCAUCCUGCCUUUACAUUCUUUCCAGUUUCUUAUCUUCAGUCGCUGACAGUCAGUCUUGUUCUCUGAGCAACUCUUGGUAAUUUCUAAUGUUAUAAUAUGUUGUUUCUUUGAUCAGAAGUUUGUUGUCACCUCUUAUAAAAUUUUAAUUACAGAUUUGAUAGUCAUUUUACCUUAUGUAUAUAAAUACUUUUCAUGUGCCCACAUCAUCUUAUAAUAACUUUUGAAGCGAAAGGCCCACUGAGAGUGUAGGUAGUCUCGGCCCACUGAGAACUGGCCCAGAUUGCUGGAAACAAGCAAAGUGACUGUUACCAUGUGCCUUGUGCUAGCUGUAGAGUAGCCAGUGAAGGGUACAUUUCAGGCUCAGUGCUCAGGUGUUCAGACACCACAGCCUUCAGCUUCAUGGAAAAAGGAAAAGAAAAAUAAGAAAAAGCAAGUGACCAGGAGCAAUCAGGGCUGGGAGACCUGAUCAGGCAGGCUCCUAUUUCUAAUUCAGUCUGUUCUGUAGACAAGGCAGAUCCAUAGCUCUGUCCCACCCGACAUCUGGUCCGCAGCUCUGGGGCCAUCCCACCUCCCCAAAAGUCCUGUUUUAAUCCCUGGUUCAUCUCGUCUGCUGCCCCCUCAUCCUGAGCCCUCCUCACUCUGCACACCCUCCUCUGACCCCUGCGUCUGCUCUUCUGAGCACACUCACACUCCGCCUGCACGUCCUGCUGGCGUUCCUACUGGUUCCCUCUGCCUUGCUUAAAAUGUGCCGGGUUUCCAAAGCCUAGUUUAAGCUUUCUUCCAAUUUCUUUGGUCUUCUCUAAACCUUUAUUGUAUGUUUAAACAAUGCCAUUCAAGAGAUCAAGAAGAAGAGAAGUAUGAAUGAUAUUCUAGCUUAUAUAUUACAAAUGUAAUUUUUCCUUUGUGGCUUUUGAAGAUGAUCUCAGAAGAUUUAAAUAGCAAGUUCACUUAAGUUGAAUAUCUAUGAGGAAACUGAGAAGCAAAACUG